AUGUCCAAGGUCUUUUCGACGAGCGACGUUGCGUCGCACAACAAGGGGGAUGACAUGUAUAUUAUUGUCGAUGGGGAUGUGUAUGAUAUCACCAAGUUCCAGGAUGACCAUCCCGGCGGCAAGAAGAUUCUCCAGCGAGUCGCUGGCAAGGACGCCUCCAAAAUCUUCUGGAAAUACCACAACGAGGGCAUCCUGAAAAAGUACAAGGGCAAGCUGCAGGUCGGCUCGCUCGACAGCAAGCCCAAGCCUGAGCCCAAGGCCGAGCCCAAGCCUGCCGCCGCAUCCGCUCCUAAGAAGGCCGCCAGCCCCAGCUCCAGCAAUGAGCAGUCUGAGCCUCUGGAGCCCUUCGGAGCCCUGAUCCCCUUUGCCGAUCCUUCGUGGUACCAGGGCAACUUCUCGCCAUACUUCAACGAGACUCACGCCGCUCUGCGUGCCGAAGUCCGCGAGUGGAUGGAGAACGAGAUUGAACCUAACGUCACUGAGUGGGACGAGGCUAAGCGCGUCCCCGAGGAGAUCUACAAGGAGAUGGGCCGCCGUGGCUAUCUUGGGGGUCUCUUGGGGGUCAAUUACCCUACCGAGUAUGUCCCUAAUGGUGUCAAGUCGGUCCCCACGGAAAACUGGGAUCUCUUCCACGAGAUGCUGUUGACCGACGAGCUGUCGCGUGCCGGCUCCGGUGGUUUCGUCUGGAACUUAAUUGGUGGUUUCGGUAUUGGCUGUCCUCCCAUCAUGAAGUUUGGUUCUCAGGCCCUCAAGGACCGCAUCAUGCCUGGUAUUCUCGCCGGUGAUAAGCGCGUCUGCCUGGCCAUUACGGAGCCAGAUGCUGGUAGUGAUGUUGCCAACCUGACUUGCGAGGCUAGGCUCAGCGAAGACGGCAAGCACUUCAUUGUCAAUGGCGAGAAGAAGUGGAUUACCAACGGUAUCUGGGCUGACUACUUCACCACUGCCGUGCGAACCGGCGGUGAAGGCAUGAACGGCGUCAGUCUGCUGCUCAUCGAGCGCGGCCCCGGUGUCAGCACCCGUCGCAUGGACUGCCAGGGUGUCUGGUCUUCCGGAACCACCUACAUCACCUUUGAGGAUGUCAAGGUCCCAGUUGAGAACCUGCUCGGCAAGAAGGACAAGGGAUUCGGUGUCAUCAUGACCAACUUCAACCACGAGCGCAUCGGCAUCAUUAUCCAGUGCCUUCGUUUCUCACGUGUUUGCUUCGAAGAGUCAGUCAAGUACGCCAACAAGCGUCGCACUUUUGGCAAGAAGCUCAUUGAGCACCCUGUCAUCCGUAUGAAGCUCGCACACAUGGCUCGCCAGAUUGAGGCUUCCUACAACUGGCUUGAGAACAUGAUUUACCAGUGCCAGAAGAUGGGUGAGCACGAAGCCAUGUUGCGUCUUGGCGGCCCCAUUGCCGGCCUCAAGGCCCAAUCUACCGUCACCUUUGAGUUCUGUGCCCGUGAGGCCUCGCAGAUCUUUGGUGGUCUUUCGUACUCGCGAGGUGGACAAGGUGGCAAGGUGGAGAGAUUGUAUAGGGAUGUCAGAGCGUAUGCUAUCCCUGGCGGUAGUGAGGAGAUUAUGCUGGAUCUUAGCAUGAGGCAGUCUCUGAAGGUUGCUCAAAUUAUGGGUAUGAAGUUAUAG
This is a messenger RNA of Metarhizium brunneum ARSEF 3297, 1623 nucleotides long. RefSeq names its product Acyl-CoA dehydrogenase apdG. Lineage: Eukaryota; Fungi; Ascomycota; Sordariomycetes; Hypocreales; Clavicipitaceae. Gene Ontology annotation, biological process: fatty acid beta-oxidation using acyl-CoA dehydrogenase. The record is from RefSeq and is a predicted model, not a curated record. Gene Ontology annotation, molecular function: flavin adenine dinucleotide binding; acyl-CoA dehydrogenase activity. Gene Ontology annotation, cellular component: cytoplasm.